UCAUUAGUGGCCUAUAUAAGCCUCAUACAGGCCAUGGGAAGACAUUACCUGUUGAUAACACAGACUAUUUUCAUGAUCAUGGGAGGUGUGAGAGAAUUGCUGCUCGUUGUGAUGACUGUGGGGGUUGUCAAAGUUUCUUGUUACCCUGUUGGAAAGUCCCAGAAGCAAGAUCAAGUCUCUCUGCAGAGGAGACUUGGAGAGCUGUCAUCAAAUGACGUCUCCAUUGUGCAUGCCCUGGCCUUGCUCCGAUCCAUAGGGUCUGACGCGAAACAAACCAGAGAAGAGUAUUUAGAGACCAAUGAAGUAGAAUCCCAAGCUUCUCCAAACCAUGGUAGUUCUCCGGCAAAUGAUGCCCUGUCCUCUGAGGAGAAGCUGAGGCACAUGUCCUCUGACGACGCCACCUCUGAAGCUGCCACCGGCCCGUCCUCUGACGACGCCACCUCUGUAGCUGCCACCGGCCCGUCCUCUGACGACGCCACCUCUGUAGCUGCCACCGGCCCGUCCUCUGACGACGCCACCUCUGUAGCUGCCACCGGCCCGUCCUCUGACGACGCCACCUCUGUAGCUGCCACCGGCCCGUCCUCUGACGACGCCACCUCUGUAGCUGCCACCGGCCCGUCCUCUGACGACGCCACCUCUGAAGCUGCCACCGGCCCGUCCUCUGACGACGCCACCUCUGAAGCUGCCACCGGCCCGUCCGGCGACGACGCCACCUCUGAAGCUGCCACCGGCCCGUCCGGCGACGACGCCACCUCUGAAGCUGCCACCGGCCCGUCCGGCGACGACGCCAUGGAUAUCUGACGUGGGACAUGCAAUAGUUAACGGGUACUCUAGUCCAGUGUGUAACUGCAUUUGCUUGUUUUGGCUCAAAUAAACAUUAACUGUAAUA
Oncorhynchus kisutch (coho salmon) is the source of this 889-nucleotide messenger RNA. RefSeq names its product polysialoglycoprotein-like. The record is from RefSeq and is a predicted model, not a curated record. Bases 34 to 801 code for a protein of 255 amino acids. The transcript is spliced from 4 exons. Lineage: Eukaryota; Metazoa; Chordata; Actinopteri; Salmoniformes; Salmonidae.